Molecule: messenger RNA, 648 nt
Organism: Sparassis crispa
Lineage: Eukaryota; Fungi; Basidiomycota; Agaricomycetes; Polyporales; Sparassidaceae
Product: Glutathione S-transferase hmp2
Exons: 4
Coding region: 1-648 (215 amino acids)
Cellular component (GO): cytoplasm
Molecular function (GO): glutathione transferase activity; glutathione binding
Source: RefSeq, a predicted model, not a curated record
AUGGUCCUGAAACUGCACGGCUUCACCCUUAGCACCUGCACACGUCGCGUCGCGAUGGUGCUCAAAGAGAAAAAUGUGCCUUACGAGCUCGUCCCCGUCGACCUCUCCAAAGGCGAACACAAGGCUGCCGCGUACACCGCCGUGCAGCCUUUCGGCCAGGUGCCGUACAUCGUCGAAGACGACGGCUUCACCCUCUAUGAGUCUCGCGCCAUCGCCCGCUACGUCGCGGUCAAGUACGCUGCUCAGGGCGAGAAGGUCCUCCCGCCGCUCACCGACGUGCACGCCUUCGCGAAGUUCGAGCAGGCCGCGAGCAUCGAGCUGACGAACUUUGACCCUUUUGCUAGUGGGAUCGCCGCGGAGCGCGUGUUCAAGCCGCGCAGGGGCGGCGUCACUGACGAGAAACUCGUCGCGGGCUACGUCGCGUCGCUCAAGCUCAAGCUCGACGCAUACGACGUCAUCCUUUCCAAGUCGAAGUACCUCGCAGGCGACGAGCUCACGCUCGCGGACCUCUUCCACAUUCCUUACGGCGCUACGCUCAAGCUCGCGGGUGUUGACGUCCUCGAGGACCCGAGCCGGCCGAAUGUCGUUAGGUGGUGGAAGGAAAUUAGUUCCCGCCCGUCCUGGCUCGCCGUCAAGGACGGCGCAUAA